Molecule: messenger RNA, 3270 nt
Organism: Oryzias melastigma (Indian medaka)
Lineage: Eukaryota; Metazoa; Chordata; Actinopteri; Beloniformes; Adrianichthyidae
Gene: klhl42
Product: kelch-like family, member 42
Exons: 3
Coding region: 527-1939 (470 amino acids)
Molecular function (GO): protein binding
Source: RefSeq, a predicted model, not a curated record
AUUCACAACAAUUUGAAGAAAAAUACUAAGAAAUUCAAUUUUAAGCUUAAUUUUCUUGGUAUUUGUCCCCCAUCAUCACAAAAAUGCCACAAGAACGUGUAAAAAAAAACAAUUUUCCUUGGAUUGCAACAUGUCAUGCGCAGAUCUUGUAACCUCCGCUAGAUGGCAGCAGUGGAAGGAAAACAGCUGAAUUUAUCCACGAAGAAGAAACUGUCAAAACAGUUUGUUUUGUUUCCGCCAUGGGUUAGAAAAAAUGACACAAUAAACUGAACUUUAGGCUGCAAAAUUCUAAAUAUGCGGCGUAUAUUUUUUAGGAAGUGGGGACACUUUCUGCCGCGGUGUGGAGGCGCGUUUCCCGCCGGAAAAGUAUUUUGGGGGCGAACUGGAACUUGUGUGUUAGCCGGUUAACUUCGCCCUGAACAUGACCAUAUAUAGACCGGACGAAGAGCUCUCUUCGCGGUGAAAUGUAAACCCUAUCGGGGAGCUGACUCCAAAAAAUAGUUGGGGGGAAAAAGCGCUUCUGAUCAUGUCAUCUGAGCAGGUCAUCGCCAUCGUCGUGGACGAUAAGAUCUACGAGGUGGAGAAGAAGAAGCUGAUCGAGAAAAGCGACUACUUCCGGGCUCUGUACAGCUCCGGGAUGAGGGAGUCCACGGAGGACUCGGUGCAGCUGCAGGGGCUCAGCGUCCCCGGCCUGGAGCUGGUCCUGGAGUUCAUCAACACCUCCAAAGUGCAGGUGGUGAACGAGACCCUGGAGGAUCUGGUUGAGACCGCCUCCUUCCUGCAGGUCACCUCCAUCCUGACGCUCCUGACCUCAGAGAUCCGCCUGGACAACUGCGUGGAGCUGUACAACCUCUCCGGGGUCUACGGGACCCACGAUCUGCGCAGCUGCUGCCUCAAGUUCAUGAGCUGCUACUACCACCCCAUGCUGAGGCAGCCGGAGUUCAGCCGCCUGCCCUCUGCGGUCAGGGACCAGGUCAGGGAGAUGCGCAUGAAAGGCAGCGCCGCCCUGGUGGCCAUCGGAGACUUCACCUGCCUGUCUCUGGAUGUGCCCGACCGGGACCAGCCCUGGUCCAUGCUGCGGUACGGAGAGGUGGAGCAGCGCUGGAAGCCCCUGCCCAAUAACCUCCCCCCGGAUAUGGUCAACGUCAGAGGGUACGGCUCCACCGUCCUGGACAACUACCUGUUCAUAGGUGGGGGUUACAGGAUGACCAGUCAGGAGAUCUCUGCUGUUCACUGCUACAACCCCUGCAGGAACGAGUGGAACCACGUGGCUCCACUCAACCAGAAGAGAUCCAACUUCAAGCUUCUGGCUGUUCAAGGGAAACUUUUCGCCGUAGGAGGCCAGUGUCUGGGCACGGUGGAGUGUUACUGCCCAGAGCAAGACUGGUGGACAUGUGUGUCCUCCAUGCCAGACCCUCUGACGGAGUUUUCCGCCUGCGAGUGUCAGGGCUUCAUCUACGUCAUGGGAGGAUACACGGCGAGAGACAGAAACACCAGCGUUCUCCGUUACUGCCCCACUUCCGACUCCUGGGUCGUGUUCCGGUCCUGUUCGGUCCACAUCCGCAAGCAGCAGAUGCUGUCGGUGGAGGACACCAUCUACCUGGUGGGCGGUUACACCCACAAGCUGCAGAUGGGUUGGCGCCGGCGGCGCCCCAGCCAGUCCGAGGACGUCCUGACGGUGCAGUCCUACAACGUGACCACCGGCGAAUGGCUCCAGCUCAAGGAGAACACGUCCAAGUCGGGUCUGAACCUGACGUGCACGCUGCACAACGACGGCAUCUACAUGAUGAGCCGGGACGUGAGCCCGCUCACCAGCCUGGAGCACCGCGUCUUCCUCAAGUACAACAUUUUCUCCGACGCCUGGGAGGCCUUCAGGCGAUUUCCUGCUCUGGGGCAGAACACGCUGCUGUGCUCGCUUUACCUCCCCAACGUGCUAUGACCGCCGAACGGCGGGGGGCGGAGCUCAAGUAAAUCUUUGUGCCUAUAUCACUUAUUUUUUCCAUCUGGAGCAAAAACCAAAAAAAGUUUGUGUCUCUAAUCUGUUAACACUCAACCUUCACUACUCGGAUCCUCAGAGACUUGAAUCGUAACAAUUCAAACUUCUAUGUUUUGUUUGUGAAGACAGACUUUCUGCACUUCGAAGGGCUCACCAUAUUCCUGAUGUUUACACUACGGACCCGGACGACUAUGUCGGUCCAGAUUUGACCAAAAACCUUCCAGUCUGCUUUGGUUUGAGGGUGCGUGCUCUCUGCACUGCUACAGAAACACACUAAGCCACCGCUAACGGCACUCUUCCAUGAACUGAACGACGCACACGUGCCUUCUGCUGCUUCACUCUAGAAAACUAAAAACCACUAAAUCUGUUCUUUAACUGCUUUUUUUAAACCUUUUUUUAACCGAUGUACAUGUUUUUUUUUCCAGGAAAAAGGUAAAAGUCUAUAAUAAAAAUAAGAAUGAAGGUCUUUGUGUCUUCAUUUAUUAAUUCUAAAGUAUUGAAUCAAAUGAUCUAAUCAAUGAUCUGAGUAAACCAGUCCUUUCAUUUAAAAACAAACAAAAUAAAAAACUACACUUGCAUACUUUACUUAUAUAAAUGUUAUAGCAUAAAAUAUCUUAAACGACUGGGUUUUAUUUGCAAACAAGCCUUAUUGACCAAAUGGACCAAAGGAUGAAAACUUCAUUUGAAAAGUUAAAUAAAAGCUAAAUGGAGAAUUUGAUAGACAUGUAGAACAUAAAAAACAAAGUGUUGGACAAAAAAACAAAAAACAACGAAAUGCUAAAUUAUGUGAAUUCAAAGAUGACUAAUAAACAAAAUAAAAUAUAUAAAAAUGCUGCAAAAUAUGAGUUAAAAAUUGAGGCAACUGAGACAAAAAAAAACUCAAUGCAAAAAAUGUUAAAGACUGAUUGAUGUAAACAGAACAGCAAAUGCAGGACAAAGUAAUUUAGUAAGAAGUAGCUCAGAGAGACGGAAACCUGUUAAAAAUGACCAGAAUAGACUACCAAAAAGAAUAAAAAUUCUCAAUGGUUUGUAGGGUAAAAAAAAAAAAAAAAACAAGAAACUUAAAAAAAGCUGGAAGGAAAAGAAGAUGAAAUGCUAGAAAUGAGCUAAAGACAAGAAGACAAACACAAAAAGGAAAAAAUGCUGAAUGAAAUGCUAAAUUACAGGCCAAUUAGAAUAAACUAUUAGAUGUGUUAAAUAAAAGCUGACAAACACAAUUCAUUGCUGAGCAAGAAUAAUAAAAUAGAUUCCAAUAGUGUAAAUUUACACGUUAA